GCUUUCAGUGCUAGAUUUACAACUCAAUUUGGAUGGAUAUCUCGCAUGAUCUGCGAACAUAAACAACAGGCAAAGAUAAACGAUGUUGACGGCUGUUCCCUUCAUUAACAUUCGGCGGCCAUCACCGCCGCCGCAUAAAACGCCUGAUCCACAGCCGGACAGUUAGCAGUUUGCAACUAAGAGUGGAGGAUAGAGCAUAGUCAAGAUGAAGUGGUUUAGUUUGUUCCUUGUGUUUGGCGUCUUGGCUUUGAUUGGGAGCCUGGGCACGCUGACUGCCGCGGAGCCAGUUCCAGCUCCCGAGCCAAAGGGUCGUCCGCAUACCACACGACGACCGCGAAACGAUAACGACAACGAUCGACGCUAGCAACCCGAUCAGGAGGAGCUUCGGAAGGAUUCCCAUUACCAUACCAGGAGAUGCACCGAAAUACAGAAGAUAGAGAGAGCACAUCAACUUUUGGUGAAGGUCAAAUGUUUUGGAGUUGAGCAAAUGCAAUUUGUUGAGGUUCUGCUCGUGUAGCGGGCCGGACUUCCUCUACACAAUAAAGAAUGCAAUGCAAAUCGAA
Messenger RNA from Drosophila pseudoobscura, 563 nucleotides. RefSeq lists its product as uncharacterized. The transcript has a single exon. Lineage: Eukaryota; Metazoa; Arthropoda; Insecta; Diptera; Drosophilidae. The record is from RefSeq and is a predicted model, not a curated record. Bases 206 to 364 code for a protein of 52 amino acids.